GCGACAUCUAGAUUUUCUCUUCGUUUGAAUUAUUUCCUUUGCUGUAUGUACCUUCUCAUGGGCGAGAGAAACUUGCCUUGAUCCAUUGCCAGUUUUUGAGGUUAUGACAAGCAAUUCGCGUACUAUAGCUCCUUCUACACUUUCUCAGCGGCCUCCUGCUUGGCUAUUUACUAAUAAUUCUACCAAAUUGUCUAAAUCUGUACCAUCGGACGACACAACACCCACAAUGGCUAAGAAAAGCCAAAAGGCUGUUAAGCCAACAACCGCACGCGCACCUGCUGCAUCAUCCUCGACUUCGGCAAGUGGAAGCCAGGUCCCACCGACUCAACUUAUGGACCUAGUCGAAUCGUUCUUAUCCGACCAAGGCUUUAGCAACGCCCAUCGCGAAUUCCAAAAGCAGAGAGCGAAGAAGGGCUGGAAGGAACAGAGCGCUGAAAAGAAGAAGGACAAGGAACAUCACUCACUCGUCAGCGUCUUCCAAACAUGGAAGACUUUCGCCAGUCAGGGAAAUACACCCGUUCUUGUUAAAGAUGACCCUCUGCAGAAAAUUACGAAAGUUAGCAGCAGUAGUAGCGAGAGCGAGAGCAGCGACAGCUCAAGUUCCGAGAGCGAAAGUGACAGCGAUGAUGCCGAAGAUGUAGCUAUGGCUGAUGCACCUGUUGCUGAAGAAUCCAGCUCCUCUGAGAGCUCCAGUUCCGAAGAUAGUGACAGCGAUAGUGAAAGCGACAGCGAAGAGGAAGAAAAAGCAAAGCCUGCUACGAAGGUCACUGGUGCUGCCAAAUCUGGCGCAAACCCAUUGAAACGUAAGGCAGAGUCUGACAGCGAAAGUUCCUCUGAAUCCGAUUCUGACUCAGCAGACUCGGAUUCGGAGGAUGAACGACCGCAGGCGAAGAAGGCGAAGACCAGCUCGAGCUCUGACGAGAGUUCGUCGUCGGAGUCUUCCGAUUCAUCUGAAGAUGACAGCUCCUCCGAUGAAGACGAGGCUAAACCCAAAGCCACAAAGCCCAAAGAUGACGAUUCAUCUUCCUCCGAUUCCGAUUCUGAUUCCGACGAGUCAGACUCCGACUCCGAUGAAGAACCAGAGGUGGACUUGAAAGUAGCUGCUGAAGUACCGCUGCCUGAAUCUGAUUCAUCUUCCAGCGAAUCUGACUCUGACUCCGACUCAGAUGACGAAAAGCCACAGCAACCUACCAAAGGCGCUGUCGUGAACGGUACGGAAUCGGAUACCUCUGCAACAUUAGAUAAGGUUUCGCCCGAGUUCGUACCUGCGCCUCUUCCGCCUGACCCAACUCUCAAGUCGAACAACAGGGGCAAGAAUGGCACGAAGGCUCCCAGGACGCAGAAUACGCCCUUCUCUCGAAUUCGCCAGGACGUCACUGUCGACCCGAGAUUGACAUCUAAUGCCUAUGUUACGCACGGAUAUGGUGAGAAAGCGCAUCAAGACCUAAUCGUGACUAAGGGUAAGGGCUUCACUAAGGAAAAGAACAAGAAAAAGAGGGGAAGCUACAAGGGUGGUCCUUUGGAUAUCAACACGAGUCGAAGCAUUAAGUUCGAUGAUUAGCAACCUCGAAUCAAUGUUUCGAUACUCAAAAGAAAGCCUAGGACACUUCAAGGAGGCAAGAGUUGAGGACGGACGGAUGUGUCUCAGAGUCCUGGAAAU
Annulohypoxylon maeteangense is the source of this 1660-nucleotide messenger RNA. RefSeq names its product SRP40, C-terminal domain-containing protein. The record is from RefSeq and is a predicted model, not a curated record. Bases 104 to 1561 code for a protein of 485 amino acids. Lineage: Eukaryota; Fungi; Ascomycota; Sordariomycetes; Xylariales; Hypoxylaceae. Gene Ontology annotation, cellular component: nucleolus; nucleoplasm. The transcript has a single exon.